UCUCGUUCAUUUGUUUAUAUUCUUUUUCUUAAAUUAAUCAGGUUAUUAUGUUAGGUUAUUAUGUAUAUUACUGUACUUUAUCAAUUUAAGGUCGCAUGUGAAGCUUUUCGGUAGCGUCAUGUGAAGAGCUAGCUUGUAAAUACUACCGUAAUACCCGUUAGUCUUUUGUUGCUGUCGAGUUUUCAUCAUUCGUACUAAGCUGCAUUAAGUUAUUGAUGAUUUUCGAGCCAGCAGGAUAAACUACUUAAACAUUCACAACGAAACUGUGGUUAUUUGUUUUCCAUUUUCCGGUUUUAAACAGACAGUGUUUGUUUCAGAAACAACAAACCGUGUUUGUUUAAGAACGCUGUCUUAAACAAAGACCGUGUUCUCUGUCGAACUCAUCAAAAUGUUAAGCAACACAUUCCAGCGUGUAAAGAUGGUGCCACUGGAGCAACUCCACCUCAAUCACGUCUUACAGACAGUGUCUGCACUGGAGUCCGUCAUCCUUCGCAGUUUUGGACCUGAAGGAGGACAGGUGUUGUUCACUAGAGAUACAGGACAAGUGAUGUUGAGCCGAAGCGGAAAACGCAUCCUCACUGCACUACAUCUGGAUCACCCACUGGCCAGGAUGGUGGUGAGGUGCGUCUGGAAGCACAGCACAAUAACUGGUGAUGGAUCCAAAACGUUUGUUCUUCUGCUUGCAUCAUUACUGCGAAUAAUUCAUGCAACAGCCUCUAAGGAGACUCAUAUGUUUCAGUCUCAUAAUUCCACAAAAGCAGCAGAAGCUGCCACUGCCAGGCACUUGGCUGACAAACUGCUAGAAUUUGCGCUGACUGAGUUGGAUAAAUUCAUUGUGCUGAAUGUGCUGCCACAUGGAUUCUGUGUUUCAUUAGAGAAUUUCACAGCGAAAACACAACAUAAUCUCAGUUUUCAAACUCUUCUGGUAUCGUUUUUUCACACACGCCUGGGCUAUGCGUAUUGUGACUUUUUCCGCAACCUCUUCUGUGAACUGCUCAGUCACUGGAAGGUAAAAGACGACCAACCCUCAUUCUCCAUUCAUCUUUUAAAUAACAGCUUCCCAGCACUGCAUACCCAAGUAUCAGGCGUCCCUGUCAGCUGCUCACGUUUGAUUGAAGGGCAGGUGAUUCACAGAGACUUUGCUACGCCUUGCCCCCAAGUAAGAAAGCAGCCACUUAAAGCUGCAGUUUUCAAUGGAUACCUGCAGCCGAAAUUACUCACCACAGGAGAUGUACUUGAGUUGCGUUGUGGAGACAAAGUGACAGAGGACAGAGCUAAGUGGGGUGACACCCAUCUCGGACUGCAGGAGGAUUCAUCCAGAGCAUAUUGCAACACUGACUUUCUGUAAACCAUUACUGCUUGGAGCCCAUAGGUAGGUGCAUAUAUUUUAGUUUCUUUCUUCAAAGUCAAGCACCAUGAUUAAUUACACCUAUCAGAGAACUUUGAGGCGACACAUUAAUUGGAUGUCUACCACAUUCUGUAGGGUUUACUUUAUGCUAAAUAUUUUAUUAGUAAAGGCAGUGUUUAGCAAGGGUCAGUACAGCUCAAUUCAGUACCAGAAAUAAUCAAAUAUGAAAAAAUCAAUCAUCUUAAUCUAACCUUUCUCUCACUAAUGCUGAAACUGAGAACCAAAAAGAAAUUUUAUUUCAACCCCCAGAUUUGGCUUGAUGAUGAAGAAUGUGUCCCUUCUUCAGGGGACACAGGAGGCUGAUCGAUGAAGGCAGGCGUCCCUGCAGGUCUGUUGAGCUUUCGCCUCUGCAUUGAUGCUGAGAUGAGGCUUUGGGUGCUGGUUGUUCUUGCCUUUGACCUUUGUCUUUGGAGUCUGAACCCAGAUGAUGAGAGAAGUGCAAUUUGGUGCCACAGAUUGCGGAACUGAUGGGUUGAUCCCAGUCUUCGGUUCAGCUGUGGCGCCGGCACUUCUUCAGCUGCAGAGUUCUUUAUUCGCCUCAAUCUUGGCUUGAAGCUGCCUGUUAGGAUCCAACCAACAGUUCCUCUUUUGCAUCGGUUUUUAUAGGGGUUUCCACACUGUGAACCUGUUCGCAGUGGCUAGCACUUUUGCCAUGCUGGUUUUAUUGACUGUCUGAUCCACCUUUGUUUUGGAGCCAUAUAUGUCUGUGUUCUUGUUCCGGGCCUGCUCAAGGAUCCCACUCCAUCCUUUUGCCUGCACACACAGGCCUUCUCUCAGCAGUCUGAGUCUCCUCCAACUGUUUUCUGUUUCCCUGAUCAGCAAACUCUGCUCCGUUGGUUCCUCUUUUGUCCUGAACUGCGCCCAGGAGAGACCAGUCACAUUUGCUCUACUUUCAGUUCUCCCUUUUCCUUUCUAUCUGUCAUCUAGUAUCUGCCUCCAACACAACAUCAGUGAUCUUUGAUUGCAGUUACACAUUCCACAUCAUUUCAAGUUCAUUGUCAAAAUCACAUCUAUAACCUCUUUUAGCUUCUCUGAUUCAGCAUUAAAACAAUAUUAAUACAAAUAUUUUGUAUUGGGUCUUAUUCAGUUACUCAAAGUGUUUAGACUUCGUUCUGUAAAACUUUAUGCAGGCUGGAAACUUACUUCCUCUUUUUUCAGGUUCCUGCUGUUCCUUCUUCAUGGCUUGGCAGCACUCUAUCUAUCUGUGAUUAUGACUAUCCUUUCUUAUGAUUCUGUAUACAAAAAUAAAUAGAAUUAAAGAAAAGUUUUCAUGACACAAAACAUAAAAGCACAACCUCAUUGAUCUUAAUGAAGUUUGAUUCUACUGUUGGGUUUAGAAAUUACUUUGUAUGAUCAAUUUUAAAAGUAAUUUCAUCUAUUGUUACUGCUAAACUAAAGUGUUCAGCAUGGAAAAAAUAGGAGGAUCUCGAGUUAUCUUGAAACAUACAUUGAUGUUUCAUGGAUGUAACAAUGUAGAAUGUGAAAAAAAACUCCUGGUAUAUGUGUAAUUUUUCAAGUCAUUGUUAUCUGCUGUACAACAUUCAAGUUAACUAUUGUCAUUUUGUUUUUGACAGAUGCGUUCAUUUGGACUUCCAUGAUUGUGAAGAAAGACUCAAAGUUAAACCUUGUAGCCUGGUGAUUUGUGCCCCAAGCGAAGGUCAAGCUGA
Molecule: messenger RNA, 3075 nt
Organism: Xiphophorus maculatus (southern platyfish)
Lineage: Eukaryota; Metazoa; Chordata; Actinopteri; Cyprinodontiformes; Poeciliidae
Gene: bbs10
Product: Bardet-Biedl syndrome 10
Exons: 4
Coding region: 389-1348 (319 amino acids)
Biological process (GO): chaperone-mediated protein complex assembly
Molecular function (GO): ATP binding; ATP-dependent protein folding chaperone
Source: RefSeq, a predicted model, not a curated record